Molecule: messenger RNA, 268 nt
Organism: Thlaspi arvense
Lineage: Eukaryota; Viridiplantae; Streptophyta; Magnoliopsida; Brassicales; Brassicaceae
Source: the annotation of a GenBank genome assembly
UUUUUUUCGUUUAAAAUUCCUAAAAAAAAUGAAGAACUUUAUGCAAUUAAUCUGUACAUUCUUCUUCGUAGCCAUAUUGUUUACGACGCCAGGUGUGAAAAUGGUUCAAGGACAACGAAUGUGCGAAGCAAAAAGCCUAAAUUUUAGAGGAAUGUGUAUGAAGUGGAGGACUUGCAAAUUCGUAUGUCUAAGUGAAGGUUUCACUGAUGGUCGAUGCGAAGGAUUUAUCCGUCAUUGCAUCUGCAGGAAACCUUGCAUGGUUUCUACU